CGUGGAGGGUGGAAAAUGUCGUCGUUCGUGGCCGAGGUUUUGGAGUCGGCGGGAAAGCUGGAGUAGGAUGAUAUCGGUACCAAGAUCGGCCGCCUGGCUCGGCGUGUGGAGGAAGUCAAGGCUGAAGUUUGCAACACAAUAAACAAGAAGUAUGAGGAGUUCAUCCCAAGUUUAACAAAUGGAGAGGAUUUGGUAAAUCAGGUGGUUGAAAUCUCGAUGGAGAUUGAUGUCCUUAAGUCACAAAUUGAAAAUGAGGUGCAGAGAGACCUCCGUGUUGCUGUUACUGAGUUCAGUGAACUGAAACAACAGUUGGAAAAAAGUACAGUUUUAUUGAGUGUGUUAACACAAUUACAUGAGUUUGAUACAGCCCUAGAAACACAUCAGCAAGCUUUGUUGGAAAAAGAUUAUACCAAAUCUGCAGAGCAUCUCAAUAAGGCACAGCACAAUCUUACCCUACUAAAAUCAAGGAAGGGUGUUGAGCUGAAGAUGUUGCAAGUACUUGGCACAGAGCUCAUUCUGCAGAAGGAGAAAUUAUUGUAUCAUUUAGGGGAAGAGUGGAAACAGCUGGCAGUAUGGAACCUUCCCCCUUCACCAGCACCAACAAAAGGUCAGAUCUUGUUGAAAUAUAUUUUGAAACCACUGGUUGUCGAGCCGUCCCUUGAUGUUGAGAUUGAACUUCGGGCUAAUGAUGCCGUUUUAAGGUUCAGCGCAGUUAAAAGCAAAUGUGAACAUGAGUUACCAGCAAAGGUUUACCUGAAGAUCACAACCGUCUUGGAGUUCCUGUACCAACAUUUGCUUCUAGAUAUUCCGCUCUGGGUCUCUGUGGACCGUAAAGAAAAGCAGGAUAUAAACCUAGCAGAGUUGCUGGGAGGCAUGAUCUGGGAGGAAUUAUCAGAAAUCAUUAUUAAGAACUGUUUGGUAUUUUCUAUACCAGCAAACAGCAGCCAGUUAGAGCUGUAUGAAGAGGUGAUAAAAGCCACAGAUAAAUUUGAGGAAAAACUCAAAGAGAUGCAGUUUUUGCAGAGCCAUUCCACGGACCUAUUGAAAUAUGCAAGAAAUGUUAAUGUUCAUUUUGCCAGUAAGAAGUGUCAAGAUGUGAUUGUGACUGCCAGAAACCUGAUGACAUCUGAAAUCCACAACACUGUUCAGAUUUCAGCUGAUUCCAGGAUCUCCAUUCCAAAGCUUCCCAGUCUAGUAAAAGUGCCCAUGAUUUCCAACAUUGUUCCGAGCGACAUGGUGACCCUGCGGAGCGGGAAACAACUCAGCAGUCGAACAAUGUGUUUGCCUACCUGCCGCAUCAGUCAAUCUGUUCAGACACUGAUGGAACUGGCUUAUCAGACACUUUCAGAGGCUACAAGUGCUACACCUGAAUGCGCUGUGCAGUUGUUCUACACUGUUAGAAACAUGUUCCACUUGUUCUACGAUGUUGUUCCGACAUAUCACAAGGAGACUCUGCAGAAGUUGCCCCAGCUAGCUGCUAUACACCACAACAAUUGCAUGUACAUUGCUCACCAUUUGAUCACGCUUGGACACCAAUUCCAGUAUCGGCUUCCAAGUCCUUCGUGCAAUGGAGCUGCUACCUUCGUAGACUUUGUGCCAAGUUUUAGGCGACUAGCGGGCUUUGAUACAGUCAUUGGUGCAAAAGCUAUCCAAGAACGUAAAGGAUACAAGUCUGACAGCUCUGAUCCAAAAUAUGCUGGAGAGCAGACGCUUCUUUGUGGACCUCAGGGCCAAGUAACUUCAACUGGCCCCUUGAGCGCGCUGUUGGAAGUUAAGGAUUUGCGGGAAGCGACUGCCAUGAGUGAGGUGAUCCAUCAGUUGAAACGGCUGGGCAAAGUUUGGCAAGAUGUACUUCCAGUUCACAUAUAUUGCAAAGCUUUGGGUACUUUGCUUAAUACAGCAAUUACAGAUAUUGUGAACAAAAUCACAAUGCUGGAGGACAUCACCUCAGAAAGUGCUGAUUGCCUUUAUGCAUUAUGUAGAACUAUACUUGAAGAAGGGCCUGGAAUUUUUCAACCAUUACUUGAAGAAAGCAAGAACAAAACAUUUCAGGAAGAGAUACCAAUUUAUGUGCCAAAGUGGCUGAAAUUCCAAGAGCUAAUGAUGGUUCUUCAGGCUAAUCUGCAGGAGCUGGUAGACAGGUGGACUGAUGGGAAAGGACCAUUUGCAGCAGAAUUUUCUCCAAUUGAGGCAAAGAAUUUGAUCCGAGCUUUGUUUCAGAACACAGAGCGAAGAGCAGCAGCGCUGGCUGAAAUUAAAUGAUUAAUGUCUCAUGCAUUCAAGAAAUAUAUAUUUAACUUGUAGGCACUACCUUUUUGAUCUACUGAUGUUGAUUACAUUUGUAGAAUAUUGCAGCAAUAUGUUCAGAAAACCUUAAAAAAUAAAUACUUUUCAAAUCA
Messenger RNA from Leucoraja erinaceus (little skate), 2399 nucleotides. It is a transcript of the gene zw10, whose product is annotated as zw10 kinetochore protein. The transcript has 16 exons. Gene Ontology annotation, cellular component: chromosome, centromeric region; nucleus; RZZ complex. The record is from RefSeq and is a predicted model, not a curated record. Lineage: Eukaryota; Metazoa; Chordata; Chondrichthyes; Rajiformes; Rajidae. Gene Ontology annotation, biological process: mitotic cell cycle; endoplasmic reticulum to Golgi vesicle-mediated transport; mitotic spindle assembly checkpoint signaling.